This is a messenger RNA of Camellia sinensis, 684 nucleotides long. It is a transcript of the gene TRX1, whose product is annotated as thioredoxin H-type 1. NCBI's taxonomy places the organism in Eukaryota, Viridiplantae, Streptophyta, Magnoliopsida, Ericales, Theaceae. The record is from RefSeq and is a predicted model, not a curated record.
GAGGGAGGAAUGAGAAAUUCAGAAAUCAAAAAACCAAAAGCAAACAGAGCAGAUCAAACAAGAAACUAGUAUUUUGUGAAACAAUCUGAGUUCGGUUUUUGAUUAAACAGAGAAGAAAAAGAGCAAAAAUGUCAGAUGCAGUGAUAAGUUGCCACUCUGUGGAUGCAUGGAACCAACAUCUGAAGCAAGCCAAUGAUUCCAACAAACUUAUAGUGGUUGAUUUCACAGCUUCAUGGUGUGGACCGUGCCGUAUCAUGGCACCAUUUUUUGUAGAGUUGUCCAAGAAACUAUCCACCGUUACCUUCCUCAAGGUGGAUGUAGAUGAACUAGAGUCGGUUGCUAGUGAAUGGGAUGUGCAGGCUAUGCCGACUUUCAUGAUCCUGAAAGAAGGGAAAAUACUGGAUAAGGUUGUGGGAGCAAAGAAAGACGAGCUGCAGAGUACCAUUGCCAAGCACGUCAAUGCUGCCUAAUUAAUACUACUAUGUUACUUUCUUAUUUUGCUUGUGAAGGUGUCUGUGGACCUGACCUAGUCAUAUGAUAUAUAUUGAUUUGGCUUUGCUUUAUAUUCAAAACAUACUAGUAUUGGGUGUUGUAAGCUCUUAUAUAUCCUAUAUAAAAGGCAUAUGAUAUAUAUUGAUUUGGCUUUGCUUAAUAUUCAAAACAUACUAGUGUUGGGUGUUGUAA